AUGUCAUUAAAAUUUUUCCUGAUAUUAUUCAUAGUGUCCGCCGCCGAUUCUAUAAAUCGACCUGUAUACAAAAUUGUUUUAGCCCAAAAAGGAUACACGCAGUUUCUCCAGUAUGAUAUCGAAACUCCACCUAUAAGAGAAUUCACUUUCUGUACUUGGAUUCGUGUUUCUGACUUCUCCAAUGAUCAGUCCUUGUUUACUUAUGUUGCGAACGGUAAUAACCGAUUGGUAAGGCUAUGGCUGGACACCGGUGGUAAGCACAUAAACGUUGCCAUUAAUGACAAGAAGUCAUCGAGUGUCUUUGUCAAUAUGACAAGUGAUAUAUGGCGACACGUCUGUUUUUCUUAUCAAUCAGACUAUGGAGCUUGGGCGCUUUAUCUCGAUGGACGACUAGCACAUUGCGAGACAGCGCAAAGUCUCUAUGGUUAUGUAUUACCAGCUGGUGGCAGUGUGAUUAUUGGUUAUGGGACAGGUGCUAAUGGUACACCCAAUGGAUUUGAAGGUGAAGUUUUUGGAGUCAAUAUGAUACUGACGUCGACUAUAGAAAGAAAUUAUACAAUAAAAAGAGAUCCACAUUAUCGUCAGAAAGGUUUUCGCAAAAAUAGAGUCGACCCCAACAGUAAUAUAAAAUACAUUGUGCUAGAUCAUGAAACUAUGGAAGAAUCAACUUCCACAACUAGGCCGCAAAAUUCUUUCUUUAUAAACAAAAACAAUAACUUUGGCAAAACAAAACAUCCUUAUACUUUAACAGAACACGGUGAUAAAUACCAUGGUAGUGACGAGACAACAGAAACUACUGAUUUCUCAAAUGAAAAGGAGAUAAUUGAUUUGCCUCCGAAUAAUAAGAAACGUUUGGACACCGAUAACGACCAUAUUAGCUUUUGGAAUCUUGUAAAUAGUGCUGGAAGAGUGGAGAGAAAAAAAAUCAAAAGUACUGAACUCUUUAGUUCCGAUACGAAAGAUCUCUCCCCUGUAUCGCAGUUUGAAACACCCCCACCUCCUAUUUCAUUUCAUUUUAAGCCUAGGCAACCGUCACAGAUGUCUUUUUAUGAUUUAAAUGAAAAUAAAACUGGUAUAAAUAAAAAAAGUUUACCCAGCAGUAAAGGCUAUGAAGCACCAGAAAUAAACGUUCAACCUACUCCUGAUAAAAAUCACAAAGUUUACGGUCAGUGGACAAGUUCUAAAUUCGCUAAUAACGUUUUAAAUUAUAUAAAGAAGGCAAAUUUAAAACACAGAGAACAAAAGAAAAUUCCGUCCACGAUACCCCUUUUAAAACUAACGGAUUCAUUUCCAUACACUUCCGAAUUUAAAAUGUCUAAAGUUCGCCCUCAGCAUAUAUUUCAAAAGAGAAAGUUUAUUGAUACUCACAGUAUCAAAAAACGUGGUAUAUAUCCACCAAGAAAUGUAAAAAAUUACAUAAUGGAAGAUCACACUAGGAGACAACCAAAAUUUAUAAAAGUGACAAAUAAAGGUGAAGUUGAUCAAAGUAGCGAACAACGAUAUUACAGAAAUGUAGACAGUCACGUAUACAGUAAGAAGAUAUUUAGCACCAAAUUCGGUAAAACGCAAUCUUUUCCAAUGACUUCUAAAGUAAACAAGAAUCUUCCUUCUUUUGAUUUAUACAAAACCAGCAAUUUGAUGACUAUACUUCCGUUUUUAAAAUCAUCAGAAUAUUUUGUAGACGAAUAUGAUAAAAUAAAGUCUACUAGUGGGAAUGAUGUGAAUACAAAGAGUUUAUCCGAUGGCAAUAAGUGGCAUAACGUGAUGUCAUAUAAUAAUGAUUAUACACCGAGGAAAAUUGAUGUGAAAUCUGGAAAAAUUACUCCUAAUAAUGAUAUAGACGGAAGAAUAGCUGAUGCUAACAAAAGAAAUCCAUCUUUGAGAUUGAAGUAUAUGCCAGAUAAUCACAAGGUUGUGAAAAAUGUUGAUGAUGAUGCUAUUAUGGAAGGUAGAGCUCUAGCUUUAGAAAUUUCUAAUUCGUCUGACACGAAAUCUAAUUCUGUAUCUAUUUUAAAAUACAAUCACGGAUAUCUUCCCAAUCAACAGAAUCAGCAGAAUCUUAAUAAUAAAAUUCUAAAUAGCAAUUUAGAUUUAGACCAGAUGACUUUUGAUCAGCGUGUUAAAAUAGGUAGUACCCUAAACGAACGUCAAGCUAUUGGAAGUAAUAUGAGGCAAAUGAAAGAAAGCUCCGAAGAAGGUGAUGAAAACAUUUCCAAUGUAAAUAGAUAUAAAUCUAGUAGUGAAAAUGUUAGCAUACCUCCGCCACAGGGUUCAAAAAUAUGCAAAAACGUUGAAUUGUUUGACAGAUUCUUUUACAUCCAACCCGACGGGAGUGUCGAUGUUACGGAUAUAAUAUCUCCAGUAAAAGAAAAAAAUGUAGCAAUAGCAUUCAUAGUUCAGAACUAUAAAAAAUGUUCCACUAAAGAUUCUGAGUUUGAAACCAAUCCUUUACUUUUUAUCGAAUGGACUAAAACCCCAGUCAGGCUAUUUGGCGGCGCUUAUUCAAAACGGACUACAGAUCUAUGCGGGUUCUUUUGA
Messenger RNA from Danaus chrysippus (African queen), 2538 nucleotides. The record is from the annotation of a GenBank genome assembly. Lineage: Eukaryota; Metazoa; Arthropoda; Insecta; Lepidoptera; Nymphalidae.